CUCCGGCCCCUCCGUGCCGGGCAUGGCUCUGCCUCCGCCCGCCGCUGCUGAACCCUGCGAGGCCGAGGAGAGUUUCUGACCGUGCCCGGCAACUCCGCGCUGCCGGGAACCCCGGGGGCUGCCUGCAGCGCGCUCCGACGCCCCUCUCGCUGCCGCACACAGGCGCGCUCCCUCGCCCUCGCCCCCCCCGACUCCGCACGCCGUCUCCACCUCGCUCACACACACACGCGCGCACUCUUCCUCUCAUUCUCCCUUUACCCGUAGGUGAACCGAUAGCCAUUGAAUGAGGACGAAAAGUUAAGAGAUUAAACCAAUAUGAACCAUCGUUGCUCGUAGCAGUGCCGUAUCCAGAGCAGAGCAUUAUCCAGCGAGCAUCCCCAAAGGAAUGGAGUCGGUAAAACAAAGGAUUUUGACUCCCGGCAAGGAGGGAUUGAAGAAUUUUGCUGGAAAAUCGCUUGGGCAACUCUACAGAGUCCUAGAGAAGAGGCAGAAGCCCGGGGACACCAUCGAGCUGACUGAAGAUGGAAAACCCAUGGAAGUGCCCGAAAAGAAAGCCCCGUUGUGCGACUGUACCUGCUUCGGGCUGCCCCGGAGGUACAUCAUUGCCAUCAUGAGUGGACUGGGAUUCUGCAUUUCCUUCGGGAUCCGAUGUAACUUGGGAGUGGCCAUCGUGGAUAUGGUCAAUAACAGCACCAUACACCGAGGAGGAAAAAUUAUAAAAGAGAAAGCGAAGUUCAAUUGGGAUCCUGAAACAGUCGGCAUGAUCCACGGCUCUUUUUUCUGGGGAUACAUAAUCACGCAGAUCCCCGGAGGGUACAUCUCGUCGCGGCUGGCAGCCAACAGAGUAUUUGGUGCUGCUAUACUGCUGACAUCUUCCCUCAACAUGCUAAUACCAUCUGCAGCCAGGGUGCACUAUGGAUGUGUCAUCUUCGUUAGGAUCUUGCAGGGCCUUGUAGAGGGGGUCACCUACCCUGCCUGCCACGGUAUUUGGAGCAAGUGGGCCCCCCCAUUAGAAAGAAGUAGGUUAGCAACCACUUCCUUUUGUGGUUCCUAUGCAGGAGCUGUCAUUGCAAUGCCUUUAGCUGGGAUUCUAGUGCAAUACACUGGGUGGUCUUCUGUGUUCUAUGUGUAUGGGAGCUUUGGUAUAGUCUGGUACAUGUUUUGGCUUUUGGUUUCAUAUGAGAGUCCUGCAAAGCAUCCUACAAUCACAGAUGAAGAAAGGAGGUACAUAGAAGAAAGCAUUGGAGAGAGUGCCAACCUCCUAGGUGCAAUGGAAAAAUACAAAACACCAUGGAGAAAAUUUUUUACAUCUAUGCCAGUCUAUGCAAUAAUAGUUGCAAACUUCUGUAGAAGCUGGACUUUUUACUUGCUGCUAAUUAGUCAGCCUGCUUACUUUGAGGAAGUGUUUGGAUUUGAAAUAAGCAAGGUGGGUAUCUUAUCUGCUGUGCCGCAUUUAGUGAUGACAAUUAUUGUUCCUAUUGGGGGACAAAUUGCUGACUUUUUAAGAAGCAGGCAGAUUGUUUCAACGACUAAUGUGAGAAAGAUAAUGAACUGUGGAGGUUUUGGUAUGGAAGCAACUCUUCUUCUCGUGGUGGGAUAUUCACACAGCAAAGGAGUGGCUAUUUCAUUCUUAGUGCUUGCUGUAGGCUUUAGUGGAUUUGCCAUAUCUGGAUUCAAUGUCAACCAUUUAGACAUUGCCCCGAGGUAUGCUAGCAUUUUAAUGGGGAUUUCUAAUGGAGUCGGGACCUUGUCUGGAAUGGUUUGCCCUAUAAUUGUUGGAGCAAUGACAAAGAACAAGACACGUGAAGAAUGGCAGUAUGUCUUCCUCAUUGCUGCUUUAGUUCAUUAUGGAGGUGUGAUCUUCUACGGCAUAUUUGCUUCAGGAGAGAAACAGCCCUGGGCAGACCCUGAACAGACAAGCGAAGAGAAAUGUGGCUUUAUUCAUGAAGAUGAACUUGCUGAGGAGACAGGGGACAUUACUCAGAAUUAUGUAAAUUAUGGUACCACCAAGUCUUAUGGUGCUACAACCCAGGUCAAUGGUGGCUGGCCUAAUGGCUGGGAGAAAAAAGAGGAAUUUGUACAAGAGGAAGUACAAGACUCAUACAACUACAAGGAAAGAGAUUAUUCAUAACAAACCUAAAUAUUUGGUAUAUUUU
Pyrgilauda ruficollis (rufous-necked snowfinch) is the source of this 2156-nucleotide messenger RNA. RefSeq names its product solute carrier family 17 member 6 (gene SLC17A6). Gene Ontology annotation, molecular function: L-glutamate transmembrane transporter activity; neurotransmitter transmembrane transporter activity. Gene Ontology annotation, biological process: synaptic transmission, glutamatergic; transmembrane transport; neurotransmitter loading into synaptic vesicle. The transcript has 12 exons. NCBI's taxonomy places the organism in Eukaryota, Metazoa, Chordata, Aves, Passeriformes, Passeridae. Gene Ontology annotation, cellular component: synaptic vesicle membrane; excitatory synapse. Bases 386 to 2131 code for a protein of 581 amino acids. The record is from RefSeq and is a predicted model, not a curated record.